Molecule: messenger RNA, 5407 nt
Organism: Anopheles funestus (African malaria mosquito)
Lineage: Eukaryota; Metazoa; Arthropoda; Insecta; Diptera; Culicidae
Gene: Polr3A
Product: DNA-directed RNA polymerase III subunit RPC1
Exons: 8
Coding region: 1205-5344 (1379 amino acids)
Biological process (GO): DNA-templated transcription
Molecular function (GO): DNA-directed RNA polymerase activity; DNA binding
Source: RefSeq, a predicted model, not a curated record
UUUGGCGUAACAUUUAAUAUUUAUUUAUAACCAAAACUGUUCACUAAAGUGCUUACAGGCUGGACUCAAAAACCGCAAUCGAGAUAUUGUAAUCAAAGCGGAGUCCAUAUUUAUAAACGAAUUCAUUGCUCGAAGAAAUAUAUUAUGUUGGCCGUAAGAAAUGACACGGACUAAUAUACGCAGAGGUGUACGGAAGCGGAGACAUCAUCAUGAAACAUACAGGUUUAAAAAAGAAAGCAAGCCAGGAGUUUUGGAAAUUGUUGAUCACUCUCUUAGCUUCCGCAUGUGAGAAGCGAUUUUCGUUGUUCGUCUUAUGCAUCUAAUAAUAUGGUAUAGUAUUGUGGAAUGAAAGCGUGGAUAAGACCGUUCGCGCCUAAUAUACAGAUAAAAAAAUUAAAUAUUUUAAUCUAAUGCUCCAUAUCCAGAAAAAAGGAUGCAGUGUGUAGUCCGAACUGCCUAGUUGAAGCUAGGAGAGUUUACUUCUGCAACAAUUUUAAUGUAUUAUAUGAAAUACUCGGUUAAAAUAAAAUUGGAAAAUAUUACAGAAAGUCUUCAAAUGGAAUCUUAUGCAAAACUGUAAAACAUAUUCCCUUUUAAAUACGUUACAAUUUUUUUAUUUUUUGUAACAGUCGUACAAAAAACCAUCAUCGAAGUUGAAGCGAAGAGAUAUUGCUUGUUCGUGUGUUUUCCUACAACAAACAAGAGAAGAUUAAUAACCCAAACUGAGGCAGCCCUGUGGAGAAGACGGUAACGUCCCAGGUCUCAACACGAUUGGAUCGGUUAUUAAAACCCAUCUGGGCCAAACCCCUGUAUGCAGAACUGACUAUCUUGCUACGGGUAAAUAAAAUCAAAGAAAGUCAGUAAUGGCAGACCACAAGACCUCUUGAAGUUAUAGUGCCACAAAAGAAGAAAUUAGAAAAUAGAAAUAGCCUAUUAGUGACGAUUAUUUAGAUUUAAGGUGCGAUUCUCCGUAAAGAAUGAAAAAAUAACAUCUACACACGCGUGUCGGUUUGAAAUGCGCGCUAGGCAUAUUAUCAAAAAUGCCGCCCAACUUUCUGACUUCAGCACACUGUGCAAUGUGGUAUGUCGUUCAUAAGCAACUGUCAUUAAUUUGUUUUGAUCGUACGCUCAUUACACGCGCUUUGGUAUUGCACCGUAAAAUACAUGAGAAUCGCAAUUGUUGAAGCAAAACUGCUUUUACAAAAUGCCAAAGGAGCAGUUCCGUGAAGCGGAUGUAGUGAAGAAAAUAUCGCAAGUUUCGUUCAAUAUUGACAGCGCCCAGCAAAUUCAACAGGAGGCUCAUCUUCAUGUCGUUGCAAAAAAUUUAUACAAUCAAAAUGCAGAACGCACGCCGGUUGCUUACGGUGUAUUGGACAGACGGAUGGGAGUAAGUCAGAAGGACGCCACCUGUGAAACGUGCAAGAAGGGUUUAAAUGACUGUGUGGGACACUUUGGUUACAUCGAUCUAGCUCUGCCGGUGUUUCACGUGGGACACUUUCGAGCAACGAUUACAAUACUGCAAUCAAUAUGUAAAGUUUGUUCUCGAGUAAUGCUGAAGGAAGAGGAAAAGAAACAUUUUAGCGCUCGACUGGUGAAUCCCAAUUUGUCAUACCUGGCAAAGAAGUCCAUCCACAGUCAGGUAUUGAAAAAAGCGAAGAAAAGCACCAAAUGUCCCUAUUGCUACAACUUAAACGGUCCGGUAAAGAAAGGUCCAGGGCUAAUGAAAAUAGUGCAUGAACCAUUUCGUGGAAAGAAGCCAUCCGAUCCGUUGGUCACCAAUGCGCUUCAUCAGAUGCAAGCCGCUAUAGAAUCGAAUCGUGAACUUUCGCAAACCGUCGUCGGUCCUGCUUCAUUAUCCAAGGAACUAAAUCCGGUAGAGGUGUUGGAUUUGUUCAGAAAUAUUCCAAAAAGCGACGUGCCCCUGCUUGGCAUGACAUCCGCACAAUCGAAUCCUGCCGAUUUAAUCGUGACCCGCGUUUUUGUGCCCCCGGUAUGCAUUAGACCGUCCGUCGUAUCGGAAGUAAAGGCAGGGACAACUGAAGACGAUUUAACGAUGAAGCAGAGUGAAAUAUUGCUCAUCAGUGACGUGAUUGCGAAGCACAUGAUGACCGGCGGUAAGAUCGAGCUGAUUCAAGAAGACUGGGAUUAUUUGCAGCUUCACUGUGCGCUGUAUUUCAACAGCGAGCUCUCCGGGAUCCCACUUUCGCUUAUGCCUAAAAAGCCAACCCGCGGUAUCGUGCAACGGUUAAAAGGGAAACAAGGUCGUUUUCGAGGGAAUCUUUCGGGCAAACGAGUUGAUUUUUCAGCCCGUACUGUAAUUUCUCCCGAUCCUAACUUGAUGAUCCAUCAAGUGGGCGUACCGGACAGGGUAGCAAAAAUUCUAACCUUUCCAGAAAAAGUUAAUUCGGCUAACAUGGCUCGUAUGCGUCAGUUAGUCCGCAAUGGCACCGAAAAACACCCUGGAGCAAACUAUGUACAGCAAAAAGGGAGCGCAUUCAAAAAAUACCUUGCUUAUGGAAAUCGCGAUAAAGUAGCACAAGAUCUCAAAUGUGGUGAUAUCGUCGAGCGACAUCUAAUCGACGGCGACGUUGUGCUGUUCAAUCGUCAGCCUAGUCUGCACAAACUGAGCAUUAUGUGUCACGUGGCAAAGGUUCAACCGCAACGAACAUUCCGGUUUAAUGAAUGUGCUUGCACGCCCUACAAUGCCGAUUUCGACGGGGACGAAAUGAAUCUUCACUUACCCCAAACUGAAGAGGCCCGCGCUGAGGCGUUCGUCCUAAUGGGCAACAAGUCAAACUUGGUGACGCCACGAAACGGAGAGCUACUGAUUGCAGCUACACAAGACUUCAUCACCGGUGGAUAUCUACUAACACAAAAGGAUCAAUUUUUAACGUGUGAACAGGUAAUGCAGCUUGCCGCGUGCAUGCUGUCGGGUCCGGACUCAAACAUGGUAAUCGAUCUGCCAAGGCCAGCCAUUUUGAAACCACGAAAGUUGUGGACUGGUAAACAAAUAUUCAGCCUCAUCCUCAAACCAAACAGCCUUUCCUGUGUGAACGCGAAUCUGUCCACCAAAGGGCGUAACUACACAAAAGAUAUGGAUCUUUGUGUGAAAGAUUCGUGGGUAGUCAUAAGAAACUCGCAGCUACUAUGCGGUGCCAUGGAUAAGGGCACACUAGGUUCCGGGACGAAAAAUUGUAUAUUUUAUGUAAUUUUGCGCGACUUUGGCGAAGAUUAUGCGAUAAGAUCCAUGUGGAGACUGGCACGGAUGGCAUCGUACUUUAUGAUGAACCAUGGAUUUUCGUUUGGCAUCGGUGAUGUUACACCAAGUCGUCAGCUUCUGGAAGAGAAACAAAAACUGUUGGAAAAUGGAUACCGCAAGUGCGACGAAUAUAUUGCGGAGAUGAAGAAGGGAACGUUACAGUGCCAACCUGGUUGUACCGCGGAGCAAACUCUGGAAGCGGUAAUGCUGAAAGAGCUGUCCAGCAUACGUGAGUUAGCGGCAAAAGCAUGCUUUAGAGAGCUGCACCCAACCAAUAGCGCACUCAUUAUGGCCCAAUCGGGUUCGAAAGGAUCAAACAUCAAUAUCUCACAAAUGAUUGCCUGCGUGGGACAGCAAGCAAUCAACGGUAAAAGGGUGCCGAACGGAUUUGAGGACCGCGCAUUACCUCAUUUUGAAAAAUUCUCUAAAAUUCCCGCCGCUCGUGGCUUUGUGCAGAACAGCUUUUAUUCCGGCUUAACACCUACAGAAUUUUUUUUCCACACAAUGGCUGGCCGGGAGGGGCUUGUUGAUACAGCGGUCAAGACAGCAGAGACGGGUUACCUGCAACGACGCUUGGUAAAAUGUCUAGAAGAUUUGGUCGUACAGUACGACAGAACUGUUCGGAACGCCAUUGGUGAGGUAGUAGAAUUCACCUACGGUGCAGACGGGUUGGAUCCAGUCUACAUGGAGGUGAAGAAUAAACCGGUGGAUAUUGAGAGACAAUUUAUGCACGUCCGCAAUAUGCUUCCCUGUCGCGAUGAAUUGCCGUUACGCGGAGAGGAAGUGUACAGCGAAGGAGUACGAAUUUUAUCCAAACCAGAGUUUUCUAAGUGUGGUGAACAUUUUGGCAAGGAAUGUUUGGAAUUUUUACAAAAGUUUGGCACCCGUUUGGCUACCAUUCAACGACUUUAUCAGAACGGACCAAAAGUUUGUAUGGAAGCUGAGCGCACUACUGUCGGCCAGCUAGAACAAUUUCUGCUACAAGUACGCAACAAAUACAACAAAGCCAUAACCGAACCGGGAACGGCGGUUGGUGCUCUAGCCGCACAGAGUAUCGGGGAGCCCGGUACGCAAAUGACGCUCAAAACUUUCCAUUUCGCUGGUGUGGCUUCCAUGAACAUCACGCAGGGAGUGCCUCGUAUCGUGGAGAUUAUUAAUGCUACCAAAGCUAUUUCUACACCAAUCAUAACGGCGGAGAUUGAGAAUAAUACCAACAUGGAGUUCGCGCGUAAAGUAAAAGCCCGCAUCGAGAAAACAACACUGGGAGAAAUUUCUUCCUUUAUAGAAGAGGUGUAUAAGACGGACGAUUGUUUCCUUUUGAUUAAGCUCGAUCUCGAUCGCAUAAGAGUUCUUGGUCUGGAGGUCAAUGCUGAAACUAUACGUUAUUCUAUUUGUACGUCCAAACUGAAGCUAAAGCAGGAUAAUGUGGACGUUUGUGGACCUUCCAUUAUCACCAUUCGUCCCGACAGCAGCAAGCACAGCCACAGCUUAAAUGCGGAACUUCAGCGUCUCACCACAGCGAUACCGAACGUGGUGGUUGCAGGAUUACCGCAAGUAUCCCGCGCAGUUAUUGCCGUCGAUGAUUCCCGCGGCACGCCCAAGUAUCGGCUGUGCGUGGAGGGCUGUGGGUUGCGUGAUGUUAUGGCCACGUACGGAGUGAUUGGAACGAAAACCAAGAGUAAUAACAUUCUCGAGGUGUAUCAAACGAUAGGAAUAGAGGCAGCAAGAACUACAAUUAUGACAGAAAUCACCGAAGUGAUGGAAGGCCAUGGAAUGAGCGUGGAUCAUCGGCACAUUAUGUUGCUAGCCAGUCAAAUGACGUCACGUGGUGAAGUGCUUGGAAUAACUCGCCACGGUUUGGCAAAAAUGCGCGAGUCUGUCUUUAAUCUCGCAUCGUUCGAGAAAACGGCGGAUCAUUUGUUCGACGCAGCAUACUACGGUCAAACGGACUCUGUAGAUGGCGUUUCGGAGCGUAUUAUAUUGGGUAUGCCGGCAUCGAUUGGAACCGGACUGUUUAAACUUAUUCACAAUCACAACGAUACGCAACUGGAACAGAUUAGCGAGCCGAUUUUUAACAUGGUGUAAACAGAUUGCAGGUCAGUACGUUUAGCAAUGAUCAAUGAAUUUCCUUCCUUUAUCGUGAACAAA